Pelodiscus sinensis (Chinese soft-shelled turtle) is the source of this 7423-nucleotide messenger RNA. The record is from RefSeq and is a predicted model, not a curated record. Lineage: Eukaryota; Metazoa; Chordata; Testudines; Trionychidae.
UGCAGGUAGGGUAAGUUAAGUAAAACUUAAAGGUGUGGUUAAACAUGGGCACAGCCCUGCCUUUUCUUGGUUUGUUUUUAUUUACCAUACUUUUUUCAAACCUCCCCCCCCCCUUUCUUUUUCCUCUCUAAGAAGGUGCUCUAGUUAGUGCCGCAACAUGGGUGUCCUUAAACAAGGCAGUGCUAAGUAACAUCUGCAAGGGUAGCAUAAAUUCAGUUGAUAGGAUAUUCUGACACAACCAGCAAGUUUGUAAAAUGUACCAACCUAAAGAAAGACUUUCAUGGCCACAUGUUUGAAACAGGUGCUUGAUUCUGUCUAGUGAAGGGCUGGAAUGUCUGGACACGUAUAGUACAAUACACCCAAAAUCCCUCCUUGAGUCACUUCCUGUAGAGUUUAUAGAUAGAAAGCAGAACUAGGCUAAGAGUGUAAGAAAAGGAAUAAAUAGUGAGGAAGGAAGUCAGAAUUACUGAGGUCUGCAUGGGCAAGGUUUUUUGGGAGGCCGCACUUUUCUGUGGAGAGAGGUGCAGGGUUUGGGAUGGAGGCUGGGUGUAGAAAGGAGCUCAGGGUAGGGGACUUGUCAAAGAGUUUGUGGGGCCCAUUGCGGCACACUGACAGCAGGGCCUGGCACCGGUGGAUGCUCUAGUUUAAGUUAAUCCCAGUUGAGGAGUUAGAGUCCAGCCCGGGCAGCACAAGUCGUUCCCUAGAUAUAUUCCACAACACCUCUAGAUUUAAGAAAAUUUCAAUGGGUGUCUAUUUCAGUCUCAUCUGCCAUGCUUUUACUGUUCACUAUGACAUCAUUAUACACUAUGGUAAAACUUUCAAUAGAAGCCACCAGAAUCUAUUAGUACAAACGGUCUGAGACCCCAGGCUUGUAUUAGAGAUCUGUUUAUUUGACAGAUCUUGCAUCUAUUAAAACCUCUGGUCAGUACUCCCGGUGUCUAACAGAGUAAAAGAAUAUUGAAGGUAAAUAUUUUCAUUUUGGAGUUUAUUGUACGAUUUUCUGUGUCUUGAGACCAUUUUCAAUACAGUUGAAGGUGAUUGUGUCAACUCCAUGUUUCAGUGAGCUGGUGUAAGUUUACCUCGUGUGAAACCCAGAGGUCCCUCUCCCCUGUUCCUGUCUCUGAUAUGUUACAAGACAUGGGGAGGUGGAAGGAAUUCUCUUAAUGGAGCAGGAUUUCUCUUCCCCUCACUCUGACGAGGGCAUCCCCCUAAGUAGGGAUGAUCCCAGACAUGGAAUCUCUUCUGCUUAGCCAGGGCAUCCUUUCUGUGGGGCAAGCUCCCAGUGUAGGACAGGGUCUGUUGCAAGCAGGAGCUGCUGCCAGCCCCACUCCUGGGGAGGAGGUUUCAUUGCGGGCUCUGUAGCUAGCUCCCUGGGAGCAGGGCUGACACGCCAUGCCAGUUUUGCUCCUGAGGAGCCAGCCAGGGACAGGGACUACUGCGUCCACCACAGACAGGGGCUGCUCUGGCAGUCCCAGCGGGGCUGGAGCAGCCCCCAACCUGGGGCAGGUGGGGAGCUGCUCAAUUCCCUACUGGUUAACCAGAACCUGUAAGCCUCACUCAUUAAGGCUAAUUCAGAGUCCCUAAUUCAGAGUCUGGGAGGGAGUUGACUUACAGGCGGAGGGGUGCAGAGGGUUUGGAUGAUGACCUGGGGCAGGGCGUGGGGGUGCCAGAGACAGGCUCUGGCUGGGAGGUACUUUUCUUGGCAGUUCCCGGGCAGCAGUCCUGCAGGAUCCCAAGGCAGACUCCCUGCUGCUCAAAACGGCUGGCUGCUCUCUGCUCCAGGGGGGAAUUAAACCAGUUUUAAUGUGCUGAAAGGUGCUAUAAAAAAGCAUGGAAGAUAAAAGGCGAAGAGCCAGAGUACAGGGUGGCUGGGCUGGACCUGUAAAGAGCAGCUCACAUUCAGCUUCUGGAACUUCUGCAGCCAGGAACCUUGUAUCUACGGGCACUAGUCAGACCUGGAUGAGACGAGAGCAGCUUCCAUCUGAAAGACAAUUUGUGUUUAAAGAACCAGCAGAGGUGGAACGCAAUGCUCCAGAGCCCAGAAUCAUAGAUGAACAAGGUCUGUAUGAGAUUAGCACAUCACCAACAGGAAUAUCUCGGGUUCAUUUGGUUCCUGGCUUCGUGGACUCAAAACAAGCAGACUGGAUGUUUGAACAACUCCUCCAAGAGAUCCCCUGGAGGCAGAGAACUCACCUCAGGCAAGAUCUGUCUUACAAGGAGCCCAGACUUACUUCCUGGUAUGGGGAACUUCCUUACACUUACUCCAGGUUAACAAUGCAGCCAAAUCCUACCUGGCAUCCUCUGCUAACCAUGUUGAAAGAGCACAUCAAAAAGGCCACCGGUCACACCUUCAAUUCUCUGCUCUGCAAUCUGUACCGGAACGAGAAGGACAGCGUUGACUGGCACAGUGAUGAUGAGCCAUCAUUAGGGAGAAACCCUGUCAUUGCCUCACUCAGUUUUGGUGCCACCCGGAUCUUUGAGAUGAGGAAGAAGCCCCCACCUUUCAAUAUUUCACUGUUUCCAGAACAGAAGUGGUCCCCCACACCAGUAAACUGCAUCAGUGGCUGUAUUCGUGUGUACUAUUCUGAUGAUAAAGUCCUUUGGGAACCUUUAGUUGGUGGAAGAGAAUGGGGACGGAUCCCCCUGCCUCAUGGGACUUUACUGAUAAUGGAGGGAGCUACCCAGGAAGACUGGCAGCAUCGGGUACCUAAGGAAUAUCAUGCCAGGGAGCCACGGAUAAACUUGACAUUUAGGACCAUUUAUCCAGACCCUGAGGGAAUGCAAAGAUGAAUGAAGACAAAUGUCUUGGUUAUUACUGGAUAGAACAUUGCAGCUGAUCUGAAGUCUCAGACCUGGUGCUGGUUUGGAGAAAAGAGCCAUAAUGGAUUUUUAGUUACCGUCAAACAUCUGAUAGCGAGAGGGGAGGAGGCUGUCAUCAUAGAGAACUGUGGCAGUCACACAUUUCCUGUAAUAUAUAGAUAACACUGUCAUUUUUCAGACAUGAGAUGCUAUUUGAUUUUGUUAAUUCAUAGACUUUGUUUGGUUUAUUUUAAAAAGCAAUAGUGACCUGUCCCCUCAGAGAGAGGUGAAAAUGCUUGCAUAAAUUAAAGAUGAGAGCAUUUACUCAUUGGAAAGCAGCUUCAGUGAUCAAUGCUUUUUAACCAUCACCCUCUUUAUCCUGGCAAAAUUGAAUGGAUUUUUAUAGCAGAGUCAAGUAACAGAUGAUAAUCCUUUUGUUCUAGUCUACAUGAAACUGUGCAGGUGUGUAUAUAAAUCUGUGAAAAUUAUUAUGUAGCACAUCAACUGAGAGGAUCUUGGAGCACUUAUUACUAUAACUUAACUCUUACAUGGGAAACAGAGACCUUUGCCAAAGUCUCACAAGUCAAUGGCAAAUCUAUGGGGAGAACUCAUGUCUCUUUACUUCCUGUCUGGGGCCUUACCCACUAGACCAUUUUGCCUUACUGCUUUAAAGUUAACCAAAAAAGUCACCCCUUCAAUGUUGGUGAAGGGGGGCUUCAGAUUUUGAGACGCUUUGAGAUACUUAGGGUCUAAUUUUUUCAGCAAUACUGAGCAUUUGCUACUUCCUUGGACUUCAGUUAGAGUUAUGAGUGUCCAGCACCUCUGAAACUCUGGAUAUCUCAAAUUGGGUCACCAAAACUACUGACUGCUUUUGAAACUUUGAACCUAAAUUAUUUGUCCUUUGUUGUGAGAACAUACCGCUCCCGACUUCUCAUCUUGUGCUCUAUUAGAAAAUGUUCCUGUGUGUAUAUAUAUAUAUAUAUAUAUAUAUGUAAUUACACAAACACAAGUUGUAGUGAAAAAUACUUCUAUCAAACCUCAUGUAUUCCUAACAGGCAAGUAGCAGCUAAAACCAAGAUCCGGAUAGUCUUGCAGGAAUUCUUAAGAGCUUGCCUUGCCUAUCUGCCUUGCCUGCUAUUGAAACCAUGAAUUCAUGGUUACUCUUUUAUACAAAGCCAGUUAUGCUCUAUAUAUUGCUAAAUACUCUCUGCAGUUGUUUGUCAGCUAUGAUGGACUGCAGGAUGAUAAGUAUUCAUUGUCUAUAUAAUGUGGGACUGCAAGUAUUGAUAAACAUUCUGUGCAUUGUCUGACAUGAAUUAAGCUAAGCUUGAUGCCCCUCUUUGUUGUCAGAGUAAGUAAGUGUUUAGAAAAAGUCUUUCUGAUUAGCCAGUGGUAUCAGGUGCAUUAUGGAAGAAAAUUAUUCCCUGCUGACAACAGUCAAAUGACUAAUCGUGUGCUAUGUGUAAGUUUUCAUUUUUACUGGUGAUUGUAAAGGAUAAACUCUUAAGCCACUGCAGUAUUCAAACUCUAAAUUGGGCAGAAUUGAUUUCUCAGUGACUCACACAAGUAUAAUACUGGUAUGAUGUCUGCCUAAAGUCUGACAGCAUUUAAAACUGCUCGUAUUUCUAAAGUGCAUGAAUGUGAAGGGGAAAGAGCUAUUAAAGUGAAGGGGUUCUAUAGAUAACUUUGGGGGAAUAGGGAGUUGCAUUUUUUUGGGGAGGGGUUUCACCCUGGUUUCCUGAUGUUAUCCUCAUUUAAUUUCUUAUUUUCAGUUUUAAUUUCUUUCUUUCUUCCUUCCUUUGUGUUGAAGGAUACAGCUAUUUGCUUUGCUUUCUGUUCUCUUCUGGUGCCAUGUGCAGACUUCUGGUGCAAUGUUGGGUGAUGUAGUUUCUACAAAGAGAACUAUUUCUCAUUAAGCAGGUGCCUGAGUUAACUCCUCCCAGAGGCCUAUCCUUAUAUCUUAACUUGCAUUGCUGCCCUCACAGUUCACUGAACCUGUGUUGAAUAUAAUUUUGUACAGCACUACAUCCAGGGAGAUGCACAUUCCAAUGGUUACUUCAGAGCAGUGAGCCUUCUCUACUGCUGUCUGUAAUAUCUUGUGGGUGAAAAGAGGGGUGAGGGACAUCAUCUUCUUUGAGUAAGCUGCAAGAAUGCUUACCCUGCCAAGUCCAGAGACAGGGCCAGAUGCUCGGUGGUGUAAUUUACUGUAGCUCAGCUGAAGUCAAUGGAGCACUGACAUUUUACUCUAAAUGAAGGUCUGACCCAUGGAUUCUAAUCCUGCCACUGACUUCUUUCUGCCCUUUGAUUGGGUUUUUAUACAUUCAUUCAUAUUUCACUAAUAAUUAAUAACUUUCACAUUAGGAAUUUAAAUGCUCAAAAAGUGAGGCAGUGGAAGAAAUUAAUGUUUCUGUUAACAUUAACUCAGCCAUCCUAUACAUCUCGUACGUUUUCCGGUUUGCAUGAAUUCAUAUUUAUGAAGGCAGAUAUCUAUCCAGAAACCAAUAAUACAGCACACAUGCAGCGUGUACGUGUUCAUAAUUACUACAGUAUGAGAACCACAGUUUUUGCCCUUAAACCUGUGAAAGUAAUGAGAUUUGUAACCUUAACAUAAUUUAUAUUUUAAUUUCCCUGUGGAUUCCUAAGAGAGCCUACUCUUCAGGUGCUGAAAGUUUCACAGUAGAUAGGCCAACUCCUUUGGACCUAAAAGCCAUGCAUAAGCACCCAGAUUCUCUCCUGAGCUGGGAUUCAUCUGGCCCAAGAGAGCUUACAGGCUGCUCUAACUUAUGCACCAGCUGGCUGUGUUUACUGUAGAAUCACAUUUUAGUUGAGAACUGGUGGAGGAAAACAUGCUGUGCCAUGCUCUCUCUUGUCCCAUACAUCAUAUGGGUGGGGAAGUUGUCAUUAAAACUGAUUAUGCCUCUUCAUGGCAGGUGUGAACUUCCCCACACUGGAGAAAUCAUCAGUUAGCCAGAUAGGGCAACAGACUACCGUCUUUGCACUGCGUAAGCAGCAAAAAAUGGCCAAAAUAGGCAGAGAGAAUCUGGCCCAGUGUUUCAGCAUUGAAAUCGAUCUACAGAUACUAUUUCUGUUUAGAUACCAGCACUGAUACUUAAUAGAUCCCACAGUUAUUAUGCACAAAAGUAAGACUGCAAUGUUCAUAACACGGGUUUAAUGUGGGUGAGGUGGUGUGUCCUGGCAACCGAAAGGCAUAGGCCUCAUUGAGGACCAGCAAAACUGAAAAUUUCAAGUAAUAACUUCAGCUGUGUUUUUUUCAUUCUUUGAGUAAAACAGCGACUGAAAAUUUCAAAGAUGUUUGAAGGGUUUUUUUGCUCCAAUUUUACAGAUUGAAAAAAAAAAUCCCUUCUUGGAGGGAUGGAGACUGAAUGUGAAAUGUUUCCUCCACAGGACUUAUUUCAGAAUUAGAAUACACCCCUCCCAGGCCAUAGUGUCUUUCUGUUUCAUCCUAGGCCUGUAUAACAGACUGCAGAGCAUUUCCAGACCGAAAAACAAAACCAGUUAGAGGGACUGAAGGAUGUUUCCCUAUCUUUUGCCAUAACCUUGUAUUCCUGGAGUACUUGCAUUGGGUACUGGGGAGAUGAAUGGGUAACCAUUACCCAGGGAGCAACCCUCUGCCCGCGGCCCACUGUCUGUCUUUUUAUGACAAAAUCUGUUUGAAGGUAGGGUUUGUUGUUUUUUUUAAAAGUAUUUCAUUUGUACCGUGUCAGAUGAAUCUUCUCAAUUUUUAUUUUUCUCCCUUCGACUAAGUUACCUCCUCCUGAACAUGAAUUCAGAGAGAUACAACAGCAGCAAAGGAGUUAAGCUGAAGAGUCCCAUGCAGCAAUCUUGGCAGAGAGCUGUAGAUUUUCCUCAUGGGGUUUACGACAAGUGACAGAUGAUAGGUGCUCGUACAGCCCAGAAUAUCCUCUUUGAGUGUUGGCAUCAUUGACUUGGCUAAAAAUCAUUUAACACGAGCUUUGCCUUUUCUGGUCAUAAACACUUUCAGCCUCGAAAUGGAAGCUGAAUGACUGAGUCUUUUUUAAAUUGUUCUUUUUAAAUGCUCCAAGUUUCCAUAGCAACCUAUUCCAUUUGUUUAAAUUGGUGCUAACUGGCCCAUCCUCCCUUCACCAGACUUCUGCUGCAAACUUACAUGCCUGUUGUCCCAUUUCCUGUCAAGCUGCAGGGUGCCUUUGCUGAAUUUAUUGCGUUAGCAAUGAGGGGCUCCUUGUGAAGGAUUCGCUCUCCUCAGAGUUCCUUCAGAAACAGCGGAAUCAUCUAGCUGGUUGAGUGCCAGAUUUCUGUUGCUUUGCUUGUUGACCUAUUUGAUAUGCCUAUUUCUUGUUCCUUCUAAUGUUUGUCUGAGCUCUGGGUAACUAUUACAAGUAACUUUUAAAAGGAGGUUAGGGCUAUAUGCUGAUGACCUUUGAGCAGGCAUGAAAUUGGGCUUCCUUGUGUGAUUCCACAGAACAGUUACAAUUCCUUUCUUAAAUAUAGGAAAAUUGGGUUGUAAUGAAGUUUAAUGAGGGGGAAAUAAGAAAGGAAGGGUCUUGCACAGAAUAGUUAUUUGAUUUAGAUUCCCUGGAUGAUUUGCUGGUAUACCCCCAGAAGCACUAUUAUGGAUAAUCAA